Molecule: messenger RNA, 4108 nt
Organism: Arachis ipaensis
Lineage: Eukaryota; Viridiplantae; Streptophyta; Magnoliopsida; Fabales; Fabaceae
Product: ABC transporter B family member 9-like
Biological process (GO): transmembrane transport
Cellular component (GO): plasma membrane
Molecular function (GO): ATP binding; ATP hydrolysis activity; ABC-type transporter activity
Source: RefSeq, a predicted model, not a curated record
CCAUAAUUUGUUGUUUCUUAUUUGGCAUAGCAACCAUGAAAACUGAAGAAGCAUCGUCUUCUUCUGCAACACCGAACGGCGAUGGAGGACGAAGACGGAAGAAGAACAAAGCGAACCAGAAGGUUCCAUUCUACAAGCUUUUCUCUUUCGCGGAUCGCCUCGACGUUAUAUUGAUGAUUGUUGGAACACUCUCUGCAAUCGGCAAUGGCAUGUCUCAGCCUCUAAUGACUCUUAUCUUCGGCAAGCUUAUCAACACUUUCGGUUCCGGUGAUCCAUCUCAUAUCGUCAAGGAAGUUUCAAAGGUUGCAAUACUGUUUGUUUACCUGGCUAUUUGGUCUGGAAUUACAUCGUUUCUUCAGGUAUCUUGUUGGAUGGUGACAGGAGAAAGACAAGCAGCUAGGAUCCGUGGUUUGUACUUGAAAACUAUAUUGAAGCAAGACAUUGCCUUCUUUGACACUGAAACAACAACCGGAGAGGUCAUUGGUAGAAUGUCUGGCGACACUAUUCUCAUUCAAGAUGCCAUGGGAGAAAAGGUUGGGAAGUUUAUUCAACUUGGUUCAACCUUUGUUGGUGGCUUUGUGAUUGCCUUCAUAAAAGGAUGGAGGCUCGCUGUAGUUCUUCUUGCAUGUAUACCAUGUGUGGUGGUUGCUGGUGGAACUAUGGCCAUGAUGAUGGCUAAAAUGGCUAGCCGAGGACAGAUUGCGUAUGCAGAAGCAGGGAAUGUUGUUGAACAAACAGUUGGAGCCAUUAGAACUGUUGCAUCUUUUACUGGGGAGAAGAAAGCAAUAGAAAAGUACAAUAUUAAGUUAAAAGUCGCAUAUACUACAAUGGUUCAACAAGGAAUGGCAUCAGGUAUAGGACUUGGAGCACUUCUGUUCAUUAUCUUCAGCACCUAUGGGCUUGCCAUGUGGUAUGGUUCCAAGCUCAUCAUCGAGAGGGGAUACAAUGGUGGAACAGUAAUCAAUGUAAUCAUUGCUCUUAUGACCGGUGGAAUGUCACUUGGUCAGACAUCUCCUUGCGUAAAUGCAUUUGCAGCAGGCAGAGCAGCAGCAUUUAAGAUGUUUGAGACAAUAGAAAGGAAACCAAAAAUUGAUGCAUAUGACACAAACGGUGUUGUCUUGGAAGACAUUAAGGGAGAUAUUGAACUCAAAGAUGUUUACUUCAGAUAUCCUGCUAGGCCAGAUGUGCAGAUCUUUGCUGGAUUCUCAUUAUGUGUUCCAAAUGGCACAACUGCUGCUUUGGUUGGUCAAAGUGGCAGUGGCAAAUCAACUGUGAUAAGCUUAUUGGAAAGAUUCUAUGAUCCUGAUGCUGGAGAAGUACUCAUAGAUGGGGUCAACUUAAAGGAUUUCCAACUUAGAUGGAUAAGAGAACAAAUUGGUUUGGUUAGUCAAGAACCUACUCUUUUUACAGCUAGUAUCAAAGACAACAUUGCUUAUGGAAAAGAAGGUGCAACUGACGAGGAAAUAAUGACAGCAAUAACACUUGCCAAUGCCAAAAAAUUCAUUGACAAGUUGCCGCAGGGAAUUGACACAAUGGCAGGGGAGCAUGGCACGCAACUUUCUGGUGGCCAAAAGCAAAGAAUUGCCAUAGCAAGGGCAAUUUUGAAGAAUCCUAAAAUUCUGCUUUUGGAUGAAGCCACAAGUGCAUUGGAUGCUGAAUCUGAACGUGUUGUUCAAGAAGCCUUAGAGAAAGCCAUGUCAAAUAGGACUACCGUAGUUGUUGCACAUCGUUUAACAACUAUUAGGAAUGCUGACACUAUUGCAGUGGUUCAACAGGGGAAAAUCGUAGAACAAGGGUCUCAUGAUGAGUUAAUCAAGGACCCUGAGGGUCCUUAUUCUCAGCUUAUUCGCUUACAAGAAGGACAAAAAAAUGAGGAUGAAGAUAGCAGAAUUUUUGAAGCAGAUUUAGAUAGAGCUUCCUUCCACAAACCAUCGAAUUUGAGAUCAUUAAGCCGAGGUUCAUCAGGGAGCAGGCGUUCUCAUUCAAAUAACAUUGUUGCCCCUUUAACUUCACAAAGUUCAGUACAAGAAAUAGGUGAUGGCGACGUUGAAACUGGUGAACGAAGUGAUAAGAAGCGCAAAAGCGUUUCAAUGAAACGUUUGGCCUAUUUGAACAAGCCUGAACUUCCUGUGUUACUGCUUGGAGGCAUCGCUGCAGCAGUGCAUGGAGUUAUAUUCCCCAUAUUUGGCCUAUUGCUUUCAUCAGCCAUCAAAAUGUUCUUUGAGCCUCCACAUCAGCUAAGGAAGGAUUCUAGGUUCUGGUCACUUUUGUAUGUUGGUUUGGGUUUGCUCACUCUCAUGGCUAUACCAGUGCAGAAUUACUUCUUUGGGAUUGCUGGUGGAAAACUCAUUGAAAGGAUUCGCUCGUUGACAUUCCAGAAGGUUGUGCACCAAGAAAUCAGUUGGUUUGAUCAUCCUGAAAACGCAAGUGGUGCAAUCGGCGCAAGGCUAUCUACUGAUGCUUCAACAGUGAGGAGUCUUGUCGGUGACACAUUGGCCCUCAUUGUGCAAAACAUAUCCACAAUCAUAGCAGGCCUAGUUAUAGCUUUCACUGCUAAUUGGAUUCUAGCUUUUGUAGUCCUGGCUGUGUCACCAUGUGUUCUCAUCCAAGGAUUCCUUCAGAUGAAAUUUCUAAGAGGGUUCAGUGCUGAUGCCAAGUUGAUGUAUGAAGAGGCAAGUCAAGUGGCAAAUGAUGCUGUUGGUAGCAUUAGAACCGUUGCAUCGUUUUGUGCAGAACCAAAGGUGAUGGAUAUGUAUAGGAAGAAGUGUAUAGGACCAGAAAAACAAGGUGUAAGGUUGGGGCUUGUUAGCGGAGCAGGAUUUGGUUUCUCAUUUGUUGCUCUAUACUGCACAAAUGCCUUUUGUUUCUACAUAGGAUCUGUUCUUGUGCAGCAUGGGGAAGCAACAUUUUCAGAGGUUUUCAGGGUUUUCUUUUGCCUCACAAUGACAGCAAUCGGCGUUUCCCAGACUAGUGCCUUGGCACCAGACACAAAUAAGGCCAAGGAUUCCGCAGCUUCAAUAUUUGAAAUCCUUGAUAGCAAACCAAUGAUUGACUCCAGCAGCAAUGAGGGAAUGACACUAGACAAUGUUGUUGGUGCCAUUGAACUUCAAAAUGUCAGCUUUAGUUACCCAACAAGGCCUGACAUCCAAAUUUUCAAAGAUUUAUGUCUAAGCAUCCCUGCUGGGAAGACUGUUGCAUUGGUUGGAGAAAGUGGAAGUGGAAAAUCAACAGUGAUCAGCCUCUUAGAAAGAUUCUACAACCCUGAUUCCGGACAGAUACUCCUUGAUGAAGUGGACAUCACUAAGUUCAGAAUAAGCUGGUUGAGGCAACAAAUGGGUUUGGUUGGUCAAGAGCCAAUUCUCUUCAAUGAAAGCAUCCGUGACAACAUAGCAUAUGGCAAAGAAGGAUGUGCCACUGAGGAAGAGAUCAUUGCAGCAGCAGAAGCAGCCAAUGCACACAAUUUUAUAAGCUCUCUUCCGAAAGGAUAUGACACUACUGUUGGUGAAAGAGGGACACAACUCUCUGGUGGACAGAAGCAGCGUAUUGCCAUUGCAAGAGCCAUGCUUAAACAGCCUAAGAUACUAUUGCUCGAUGAAGCAACAAGUGCACUUGAUGCUGAAUCAGAGCGUGUGGUUCAAGAGGCUCUAGAUAGAGUGAGUGUGGACAGAACUACUGUGGUGGUAGCUCAUAGGCUUUCAACAAUCAAAGGUGCUGAUAUCAUUGCUGUAGUGAAGAAUGGAGUGAUUGCUGAGAAGGGAAGACAUGAUUCUUUGAUGAAGAUUGAGGGUGGCACUUAUGCUUCCUUGGUAGCUCUACAUAUGAGUGCAUCCUAAGAUAAUAUUCCCUCUGAGAAAAAAAAAAUAAAUAGAGAGUAGAACACGCCAAAUCCAGGGAACACUUUUUAAAAAAAAUUAAAAAGAUAUUUGGAGAACCAUUUUCUUUUAGUAGAAUACACAUUAGAGUUUAUCUUUGAAUUCCUCUACUUGUAGAUUUUUCCAGGAUUGAUUGAUUGGAGUUUACCGUUAUUUUUAUCUUUUUGUAACUUGUAAUUUGAUGAUAUAUUUUUUUAAUCAAAUUUUGAGAAAUAUAGUAAAAUCACAAUAUUUUU